Phaeodactylum tricornutum CCAP 1055/1 is the source of this 363-nucleotide messenger RNA. RefSeq lists its product with no specific name. The transcript is spliced from 2 exons. Bases 61 to 363 code for a protein of 100 amino acids. The record is from RefSeq and is a predicted model, not a curated record. NCBI's taxonomy places the organism in Eukaryota, Bacillariophyta, Bacillariophyceae, Surirellales, Neidiaceae.
CGUUGUACUGCAUUGAUCCUCUAGCUAGCCGGUUAGUCCUCCCUUUACCCAUCCAUCUCCAUGAGCGAAUCAGAUAGCCAUAGUUUGUCCGAUAUUCUCGCCGCCAUGACGGAGGUGGCCGAGACGGACGAUAGUUUGAAGAAAAAGUUCAACGCGAUAGUGCGCUUCGACGUGGAAGGGCAAACGCUCACCUUGGAUGUCCGGAAGGACCGUUCCGGCAAUUUGCUUGCCAAACGCACGACCGCGCAACAGGCCUUUAUGAAGGGCAAGCUCAAGAUCAAGGGGAAAAUGGGGCUAGCCAUGAAGCUGACUGUUGUUCUGGACGCGACCCGCAAGCAUCUAGCGCUGCAAUCUAGGCUGUAA